Messenger RNA from Trypanosoma cruzi, 738 nucleotides. RefSeq lists its product as uncharacterized. The transcript has a single exon. Gene Ontology annotation, cellular component: Golgi membrane. The record is from RefSeq and is a predicted model, not a curated record. The coding region runs from base 1 to 738 and encodes 245 amino acids. Lineage: Eukaryota; Euglenozoa; Kinetoplastea; Trypanosomatida; Trypanosomatidae.
AUGAUACCUCGAUUUAGGCCUUCUUCGAGAUGGAUUUCCCAGUUGCCGGAAUUUGCACGUCGUGCUUUUCAGGUGGAUCAGAUGGAGUUGGAUUCGGCCCUCUCACAGAUGUACUCACUUUGUUUGAAGCCUUCUCUUGUUAGCAAAAUGAGCAAGGCGCGAAAAAUGACAAAAAAUCAUUAUCAUCGGGAUGAUCCCGCUUUCAUUGUUCUUCAAGUACUCGCUCUAGUCAUUACAGUUGUAGCUUACGGUUUGACGCUAAAAGGGGGCCUAUUGCAGAUUUUUUUCAAUGUUUUGUACGAAGUUGGGGUAACGUACUUAAUCACAGGUCUGAUUAUGGCGACGGCUGCCUGGGUGUUUGCUAAUCGUUGUCUGAUGAGCAAUGGUGGACAGAUGCAUGAAUUGCGUCGAGAAGUUGAUUGGCACCACUCAUUUGACAUUCACUGCAAUGGUUUUUUUCCUUAUUUUAUUUGGACAAGGGUCAUACAAUUUAUACUAUUACCGCUGCUCCUCAGGCCAUCUUUUUUGGCAUGUUUGGUUAGCAACUGCUUAUAUAUGAUUGGAUGUGUGUUGUACGCAUAUAUUGUGUUUCUUGGCUACUUGGAGCUUCCAAUGUUGGUACAGCAACAACAAUUGGUCUACCCCGUACCUGCCAUUUUGUUAUUUACGUUUUUCAUCACUAUUUUUGUCAGGUGGAACCUGACUCAGUGGACUCUGUCUCAGAUGUGGCAAAUUUAG